Eimeria necatrix is the source of this 284-nucleotide messenger RNA. RefSeq lists its product as hypothetical. The annotation marks the transcript as partial. Lineage: Eukaryota; Apicomplexa; Conoidasida; Eucoccidiorida; Eimeriidae. The transcript has a single exon. The record is from RefSeq and is a predicted model, not a curated record.
UAAACCCUGCAGCAGCAGCAGCAGCAGCAGCAGCAGCAGUAGCAGCAGCAGCAGCAGCAGCAGCAGCAGCAGCAGCGACAGCAGCUAUUUCGGGUCCGCACAUGCAGCAGCACCCCGUCCAGAACCCUCAUCAACAGCAGCAGCAACAGCAUCAGCAGCAGCCACAGCCACAGCAGCAGCAGCAGCAGAAGCAGCAGCAGCAGCAGCAGAAGCAGCAGCAGCAGCAGCAGCAGCAGCAACAGCAGCAGCAGCAGCAGCAGCACCUGAGUUGGUGGGUGUCGUAG